GAUUCGGCACCGAUAUAUGACAUCAGUUCAAUCAAGGUGCCAGUAUAUGUGUAUUGGAGCGACAACGAUUGGCUAGCCGAUGCAGUAGAUGUUGAAGUCAGUAAUAAAAAAAACUUCAUUGCUGUCGAAGUUGCCGGUAACGACAGUGAAAGUGAAAAGAAAAUUGUCGGAUUUCAAUCAUCUCGACUUCAUAUGGGGCCUUCGCGCACCUAUCGAGAUCUACCAUCCAAUCAUAAAACUCAUUCAAGAACAUGAAACCUUGAGAACUACUUAUUAAUU
This is a messenger RNA of Thelazia callipaeda (thelaziosis nematode), 279 nucleotides long. NCBI's taxonomy places the organism in Eukaryota, Metazoa, Nematoda, Chromadorea, Rhabditida, Thelaziidae. The record is from the annotation of a GenBank genome assembly.